GCGUGCCCUAGGAGUGCGGCGUGGACGCGCGCGGGCUUAGAGACCCACGUGACCCACAGGGCGGCCUAGGCGGGAAGCUGUGAGUGAGCGCGGUUGCGGGGUCGCGUUGCGGCUACUGCUUUGCGUCCCCGGCGGGCAGCCCCUGGCUGGUUCCCGCCUCCGCUCUCGCCACCGGCGGGAAAAGCAGCUAGUGUGGGAGGAAAGGCGCCAUCUCCCGCCCCAUCUCUCCCGCUCUUGGCCGGCCGGAUCUUUUGCCUGUCCUGUGGCCUCGCUUCCCGCCCGGAUCCUCCUGACCCUGAGAUUCGUGGGUCUCACGUCCGGUGCACGCCCUGCUUCGGCCUCAGUUAAGCCUUUGUGGGCUCCAGGUCCCCGGUGAGAUUAGAAACGUUUGCAAACAUGUCCCGGAUCGAAAAAAUGAGCAUUCUGGGCGUGCGGAGUUUUGGAAUAGAGGACAAAGAUAAGCAAAUUAUCACUUUCUUCAGCCCCCUUACAAUUUUGGUUGGACCCAAUGGGGCGGGAAAGACGACCAUCAUUGAAUGUCUAAAAUAUAUCUGUACUGGAGAUUUCCCUCCUGGAACCAAAGGAAAUACAUUUGUACAUGAUCCCAAGGUUGCUCAAGAAACAGAUGUGAGAGCCCAAAUUCGUCUGCAAUUUCGUGAUGUCAAUGGAGAACUUAUAGCUGUACAAAGAUCUAUGGUGUGUACUCAGAAAAGCAAAAAGACAGAAUUUAAAACUUUGGAAGGAGUCAUUACUAGAACAAAGCAUGGUGAAAAGGUCAGUCUAAGCUCUAAGUGUGCAGAAAUUGACCGAGAAAUGAUCAGUUCUCUUGGGGUUUCCAAGGCUGUGCUAAAUAACGUCAUUUUCUGUCAUCAAGAAGAUUCUAAUUGGCCUUUAAGUGAAGGAAAGGCUUUGAAGCAAAAGUUUGAUGAAAUUUUUUCAGCAACAAGAUACAUUAAAGCCUUGGAAACACUUCGGCAGGUACGUCAGACACAAGGUCAGAAAGUAAAAGAAUAUCAAAUGGAACUAAAAUAUCUGAAGCAAUAUAAGGAAAAAGCUUGUGAGAUUCGUGAUCAGAUUACAAGUAAGGAAGCCCAGUUAACAUCUUCAAAGGAAAUUGUCAAAUCCUAUGAGAAUGAACUUGAUCCGUUGAAGAAUCGUCUAAAAGAAAUUGAACAUAAUCUCUCUAAAAUAAUGAAACUUGACAAUGAAAUUAAAGCCUUGGAUAGCCGAAAGAAGCAAAUGGAGAAAGAUAAUAGUGAACUCGAAGAGAAAAUGGAAAAGGUUUUUCAAGGGACUGAUGAGCAACUAAAUGAUUUAUAUCACAAUCACCAGAGAACAGUAAGGGAGAAAGAAAGGAAAUUGGUAGACUGUCAUCGUGAACUGGAAAAAUUAAAUAAAGAAUCUAGGCUUCUCAAUCAAGAAAAAUCAGAACUGCUUGUUGAACAGGGUCGUCUACAGCUACAAGCAGAUCGCCAUCAAGAACAUAUCCGAGCUAGAGAUUCAUUAAUUCAGUCUUUGGCAACACAGCUAGAAUUGGAUGGCUUUGAGCGUGGACCAUUCAGUGAAAGACAGAUUAAAAAUUUUCACAAACUUGUGAAAGAGAGACAAGAAGGGGAAGCAAAAACUGCCAACCAACUGAUGAAUGACUUUGCAGAAAAAGAGACUCUGAAACAAAAACAGAUAGAUGAGAUAAGAGAUAAGAAAACUGGACUGGGAAGAAUAAUUGAGUUAAAAUCAGAAAUUCUAAAUAAGAAGCAGAAUGAGCUGAAAAACGUGAAGUAUGAAUUACAGCAGUUGGAAGGAUCUUCAGACAGGAUUCUUGAACUGGACCAGGAGCUCAUAAAAGCUUCUGUCGUCUUUCUUCACAUCUCCAUCACCAAAGAACGUGAGUUAAGCAAGGCUGAGAAAAACAGCAAUGUAGAAACCUUAAAAAUGGAAGUAAUAAGUCUUCAAAAUGAAAAAGCAGACUUAGACAGGACCCUGCGUAAACUUGACCAGGAGAUGGAGCAGUUAAACCAUCAUACAACAACACGUACCCAGAUGGAGAUGCUGACCAAAGACAAAGCUGACAAAGAUGAACAAAUCAGAAAAAUAAAAUCUAGGCACAGUGAUGAAUUAACGUCACUGUUGGGAUAUUUUCCCAACAAAAAACAGCUUGAAGACUGGCUACAUAGUAAAUCAAAAGAAAUUAAUCAGACCAGGGACAGACUUGCCAAAUUGAACAAAGAACUAGCUUCAGCUGAGCAGAAUAAAAAUCAUAUAAAUAAUGAACUAAAAAGAAAGGAAGAGCAGUUGUCCAGUUACGAAGACAAGCUGUUUGAUGUUUGUGGUAGCCAGGAUUUUGAAAGUGAUUUAGACAGGCUUAAAGAGGAAAUUGAAAAAUCAUCAAAACAGCGAGCCAUGCUGGCUGGAGCCACAGCAGUUUACUCCCAGUUCAUUACUCAGCUAACAGAUGAAAACCAGUCAUGUUGCCCCGUUUGUCAGAGAGUUUUUCAGACAGAGGCUGAAUUACAAGAAGUCAUCAGUGAUUUGCAGUCUAAACUGCGACUUGCUCCAGAUAAACUCAAAUCAACAGAAUCAGAGCUAAAAAAAAAGGAAAAGCGGCGUGAUGAAAUGCUGGGACUUGUGCCCAUGAGGCAAAGCAUAAUUGAUUUGAAGGAGAAGGAAAUACCAGAAUUAAGAAACAAAUUGCAGAAUGUCAAUAGAGACAUACAGCGCCUAAAGAAUGACAUAGAAGAACAAGAAACACUCUUGGGUACAAUAAUGCCUGAAGAAGAAAGUGCUAAAGUGUGCCUGACAGAUGUUACAAUUAUGGAGAGGUUCCAGAUGGAACUUAAAGAUGUUGAAAGAAAAAUUGCACAACAAGCAGCUAAGCUACAAGGAAUAGACUUAGAUCGAACUGUCCAACAAGUCAACCAGGAGAAACAAGAGAAACAGCACAAGUUAGACACAGUUUCUAGUAAGAUUGAAUUGAAUCGUAAGCUUAUACAGGACCAGCAGGAACAGAUUCAACAUCUAAAAAGUAUAACAAAUGAGCUAAAAUCUGAGAAACUUCAGAUAUCCACUAAUUUGCAACGUCGUCAGCAACUGGAGGAGCAGACUGUGGAAUUAUCCACUGAAGUUCAGUCUUUGUACAGAGAGAUAAAGGAUGCUAAAGAGCAGGUAAGCCCUUUGGAAACAACGUUGGAAAAGUUCCAGCAAGAAAAAGAAGAAAUAAUCAACAAAAAGAAUACAAGCAACAAAAUAGCACAGGAUAAACUGAAUGAUAUUAAAGAGAAGGUUAAAAAUAUUCAUGGUUAUAUGAAAGACAUUGAGAAUUAUAUUCAAGAUGGGAAAGACGACUAUAAGAAGCAAAAAGAAACUGAACUUAAUAAAGUAAUAGCUCAACUAAGUGAAUGCGAGAAACACAAAGAAAAGAUAAAUGAAGAUAUGAGAAUCAUGAGACAAGAUAUUGAUACACAGAAGAUACAAGAAAGGUGGCUACAGGAUAACCUUACUUUAAGAAAAAGAAAUGAGGAACUAAAAGAAGUUGAAGAAGAAAGAAAACAACAUUUGAAGGAAAUGGGUCAAAUGCAGGUUUUGCAAAUGAAAAAUGAACAUCAGAAGUUGGAAGAGAACAUAGACAAUAUAAAAAGAAAUCACAGUUUGGCAUUAGGGCGACAGAAAGGUUAUGAGGAAGAAAUUAUUCAUUUUAAGAAAGAACUUCGAGAACCACAAUUUCGGGAUGCUGAGGAAAAGUAUAGAGAAAUGAUGAUUGUUAUGAGGACAACAGAACUUGUGAACAAGGAUCUGGAUAUUUAUUAUAAGACUCUUGACCAAGCAAUAAUGAAAUUUCACAGUAUGAAAAUGGAAGAAAUCAAUAAAAUUAUUCGUGAUCUGUGGCGAAGUACCUAUCGUGGACAAGAUAUUGAAUACAUAGAAAUACGGUCUGAUGCCGAUGAAAAUGUAUCAGCUUCAGAUAAAAGGCGGAAUUAUAACUACCGAGUGGUGAUGCUGAAGGGAGACACGGCCUUGGAUAUGCGAGGACGAUGCAGUGCUGGACAAAAGGUAUUAGCCUCACUUAUCAUUCGCCUGGCCCUGGCUGAAACGUUCUGCCUCAACUGUGGCAUCAUUGCCUUGGAUGAGCCAACAACAAAUCUUGACCGAGAAAACAUUGAAUCUCUUGCACAUGCUCUGGUUGAGAUAAUAAAAAGUCGCUCGCAGCAGCGUAACUUCCAGCUUCUGGUAAUCACUCAUGAUGAAGAUUUUGUGGAGCUUUUAGGACGUUCUGAAUAUGUGGAGAAAUUCUACAGGAUUAAAAAGAACAUCGAUCAGUGCUCAGAGAUUGUGAAAUGCAGUGUUAGUUCCCUGGGAUUUAAUGUUCAUUAAAAAUAUCCAAGAUUUAAAUGCCAUAGAAAUGUAGGUCCUCAGAAAGUAUGUAAGAACAAACUGCUUAUUUCUGAUAUCAACUUAGUAAGAAAAUAUAUUCUUUCAAAGGAACAUUGUGUCUAGGAUUUUGGAUGUUGGGAGGUUCUAAAAUUAUGAAACUUGUUUCACUGAAAAUUGGACAGAUUGCCUGUUUCUGAUUCCCUGCUCUUCAUCCCAUUCCAGGCAGCUUCUGACAGGCCUUCAGGGUUCAGCAGCACAGCCGAGACUCGACUCUGUGCCUUCCUCCCCAAUGCAAAUGCAUGCUCCUUCUCAAAGCACUGUUGAGAUAAUUACUGCCUUGAAAAUUUAUGGUUUUGGUAUUUUUUUUUUAAUCAUAGUUAAAUGUUACCUCUGAAUUUAUUUCCUUGCAUGUUGUUUGAAAAACUGAGUAUUAAUAUCUGAGGAUGACUAGAAGUGGUGAGAUGUAUGUUUGACUCUGCUUUUAACUUUAUAAAUCCAAGUGACCUCUCUCUCUGGGACUUGGUUUCCCCAACUAAAAUUUGAAGUGGUUGAGUGGGGUCCCAAAGUUUGACAGUGAACCUUAAGUAAUCAUCUAAGUCAGUACCCACCACCUUCUUCCCCUACAUAUCCCUGCCAGAUGGUCAUCCAGACUCAGGGCUCUCUCUACAGAGAGGAAAUUCUCCACUGUGCACACCCACCUUUGGAAAGCUCUGACCACUUGAGGCCCGAUCUGCCCAUCGUGAAGCCUGUAACACUCCUCUGCAUCUAUCCUGUGUAGCAUCCUGGCUUCACCAUCAAUCCUGAUUCCUCUCCAAGGGGGCAUUGCCGUGUGGAAGGCAAGCCAGGCUCACUCACAAAGUCAAGGCCUGCUCCCUGUAGGGUCCAGCCAGACCUAGAAGAGCAGGCCUCGCCAUAUGCUCUUCAGAUGCCAUUUCUAAGAAAAGCCUAAUCACAGUUUUUCCUGGAAUUGCCAGCUGACAUCUUGAAUCCUUCCAUUCCACACAGAAUGCAAGCACGUCACACGUUUUUGAAUUACGCUUUGUGGAGUUCUGUUUUUCAGAGUCAGCCGGGUCUUGAUUCAGUCACGUGGCAUGGUUUUGUGCCAUCUGUAGAUAUAACGAGCAUACUGCCUAGACAGCUUUUCUCAGCUGGGUCCAGAAGAGAAUUAAGCCCUAAAGUCCUAAAGCGUCUGUGCUAGGUUAAAUAGUUGGCCCCCAAAGAUAGCCAGGUCCUGAUUUCUAGAACCCGUGACUGUUACUUUAUAUGGCAAAGGAAACUUUGCAGAUGUGAUUAAAGCUAAGGACCUUAAGACAGAGUGUCCUGGGGGUGGGGCGGGGGUGGAGGGGGGUGGUUCCUAAAUGUAAUCACAAGUAAGAUGAAGAGCACAUCAAUUCUAGUCAUAUAGUAAACAUCCACAAUAGCCAAGAUAUUUUUAUCCCAAGAAUGCGAGAUUUCAGAAAAUGAAAAAUCUGUUGAUAAAUCAUCACUAUAAUAAAAAUCUGUUGAUAAAUCAUCACUAUAAUAAAAAUCUGUUGAUAAAUCAUCACUGUAAUAAAAAUCUGUUGAUAAAUCAUCACUAUAAUAAAACCGAAGGGGAAAAAAUUCUGAAAAAUUCUAGCAGCUAUAUUUGAUAAAAUUCAACAUCUAGCUUUAGCAAACUCAGUUUUGCAAAGAAUAUUUUCUUAAUGUUAUCUGUUGCUAAAUCAAAAUUAAACAGUCAUCUUAAUUGCAAAAUAAAACAUUUCUCAGUAAAUAUUAAAGCCAGUUACCUUCUAUCAACAUGUUUCUGAAAGUGCUAGUUGUUGCAGCAAGGAAUAACAAAGGCAACACAAGACCAAUACAGGCAGUGAAACAAAAUUAUCAUUUGCAAGUUAAAACAGACUUCCCAGUUUUAAAUCUGGUUUCCCCCUGAGUAUGUGGCAUCCUUGGCAGCACUUUUGAGAGUGGCUGCUUUCGUUCAGAUAGGUGCCUUUCUGGCUUCUCAUUGCUGCUUCUAGAUCAUUCUCCAAAUAUCCCCCCUUCCCCACAUUGGAAUGAAUAGCCAUCACAGUAUGGAUGGAGGUUAGAAUGAGCCAGACUGCCUGGGCUCAAAUCCUAGCACACCACUCAUUAGCUGGGGACCUUGAGCAAGUUAUUUGUCCUCUUUGUUUCUGUUUCCUUAUAUGUAAAAGUGAGUAAAAUGGUACAUGUUUUAUAGGGUUGUUACGAAGAUUGAAUGACAUUAUUUAUAAACUGCUUAGAACUGCUUGCCACCUACUAAAUACUGUGUGAGUGUUCAAGAAAAACCUGUCUUCAUUUCA
This is a messenger RNA of Macaca mulatta (Rhesus monkey), 6668 nucleotides long. Lineage: Eukaryota; Metazoa; Chordata; Mammalia; Primates; Cercopithecidae. The record is from RefSeq and is a predicted model, not a curated record.